Medioppia subpectinata is the source of this 3432-nucleotide messenger RNA. The record is from the annotation of a GenBank genome assembly. Lineage: Eukaryota; Metazoa; Arthropoda; Arachnida; Sarcoptiformes; Oppiidae.
ACAUCACAUGGACUACAGUAGAGCUAUGAUUGCAGUACUCAUUGACACCACUGUGUAGUGUUGUAUAGAUUGCAAGUUGUGUUGAAACCAGAGUUUUGUUGUAUUUGUUUUGAUUGAGUGAUUGAUUGUUUGAUUGCUAUAAUAGUUGUGAUUAGUGUUGAAAGGAUUGGUCCAUAAGUGAGACAAUAAGAGGAAGUGAUGGCGAAUCCGUGGAUCAAAUGAGCGACGCUUUAGUGAUGGAGCGUUUGGGAGACGACACGAGUAGUACGGCUGCGGCCGUCGGCGCCAAUCGGCCGAAGAGGUUGGUCUACAUCACGGGUCGGCACAAGAUGUGCGACAAUAGCAUUACGACAGCGAAGUAUAAUUUGGCGACAUUUGUGCCGAAGUUUCUGUUCGAACAGUUCCACCGCUACGCCAACAUAUUCUUCCUGUUCAUUGCACUCAUGCAACAGAUCCCAAACGUGUCGCCCACCGGCCGAUACACCACCGCUUUGCCACUCAUUUUCAUACUUCUGGUCUCUGCCGUCAAAGAGAUCUUUGAGGACAUUAAGAGACAUCGAGCCGAUAGGGGCGUCAACACCACUCUUGUGCUCGUACUCAACAAAUUCAGCUCUCAGUGGGAGUGGAGGUAUUGGCAACAGAUCCAAGUCGGCGACAUCGUUAAGAUCACAAACGACCAGUUCUUUCCCAGCGAUCUCUUUCUCUUGGCUUCUUCUGAACCAAACGGCAUGUGUUAUAUCGAGACCGCAAAUCUUGACGGAGAGACCAAUUUAAAGAUUAGGCAUUCCCUCAAAGAGACCACUCAUUGUCUGAGUAGCGAACAAUUGGUGUCUGAGCUGUCGCUGGCGUCCAUCCAAUGCGAUCAACCGAACCGUCAUUUGUAUGAAUUUCAGGGAAACCUAAAGCUGUCGGAAACGGUUCACCCGAUUGGACCCGAAAACAUAGUCCUCAGAGGAGCCAAACUGCGGAACACAAACUGGAUAUUUGGUUGCGUUAUCUAUACGGGACAUGAAAGCAAACUUAUGAUGAACUCUUCAGUUCAGGCGCCCAUCAAGCGAUCAAAUGUGGAGAAGAUUACAAACAAGCAAACGAUUCUGUUGUUCGCUAUACUAUUAGUAAUUUGCGUCAUAUCUGCCACCGCUUCCUAUAUAUGGAAGAAGCAAAACAAAGAUCACUGGUAUUUGGACGGACUCGAAGACGCCCUGUCGUCCAAUUACUUCUUCGUUUUGUUGACAUUCAUUAUAUUAUACAACAAUUUGAUCCCUAUAUCACUUCAAGUGACCCUUGAAAUGGUUCGCUUCAUUCAGGCCUCGUUUAUCAACGCAGACAUCGAGAUGUACUGCCCGGAGAAGGACACACCCGCUAUGGCCCGCACCUCCAACUUGAAUGAAGAAUUGGGACAAGUUAAGUACAUACUAUCGGACAAAACGGGAACUCUUACUUGUAAUGUAAUGGAGUUUAAGAAGUGUUCGGUCGCUGGCAUUGUGUUCACUGAACAUGAUUUUCCUGAUCUGAUCCAAAGAUUGAAUUCAAAUGAAUCGGAAUCUUAUUAUAUAAGAGAAUUCUUGACACUAUUAUCGGUUUGCCAGACAGUUGUGCCCGAAUUGUCGGACACUGAACUGACUCCGGAUGGAAAGCAAAUGAUCCGAUAUCAAGGCGCCAGUCCUGAUGAGGCGGCUCUGGUUAAAGGCGCACAACUAAUUGGGUUUGAAUUCACGGCCAGAACUCCUCAAUGCGUAUUCAUUAAUGCUUUGGGAACUGAAGAAAAGUAUGAGAUUCUCAAUGUUUUGGACUUUACUUCUGAUCGCAAAAGAAUGUCAACAAUAGUGCGAACACCUGAAGGAAAGAUCAAACUAUACAUAAAAGGCGCAGAUUCUGUAAUUUACGACCGAUUGUCGAAAUCAUCGGAAUUUGGAGACACGACUGAAACAAAUUUAACCGCAUUCGCCAACGAAGGCCUCCGAACCCUGUGUUGUGCUGUUGUGGACAUCGAGGAGAAGGUGUAUCAGGACUGGAAUAAGAAAUAUAUUGAGGCACAGACUCUGGAGUCGGGACCGAAUGCCCAGAGUCUGUUUAACGGCAAUCAGCCAGAAGUGGCUCUCAUUGUUGACGGAAAGACAUUGAAUUUCGCCAUGACUUCGGAAUUAAGUCAAAUGUUUAUGGAAAUUGCAUUGAAGUGCAAAGCAGUCAUCUGUUGUCGCGUAUCGCCGGCACAGAAGGCAGAGAUCGUUGAAGCCGUCAAAAAGACAACCAAUUCUAUAACACUAGCCAUCGGCGACGGAGCCAAUGAUGUGGCGAUGAUUAGAGCGGCUAAUGUUGGGGUCGGCAUAUCAGGACUCGAAGGUUUACAAGCGGUACAUUCGUCGGACUACGCGAUCGCACAGUUUAAAUUCCUGUCCCGUUUACUACUAGUGCACGGCUCGUGGUCUUUAUCCCGGUUAUGCAAAUUAAUUCUCUAUUCGUUCUACAAAAACAUUGCACUCUAUAUAUUAGAGCUAUGGUUUGCAUCGGUGUCCGCGUGGUCAGGACAGGCGGCCUUUGAGCGCUGGUCUCUUAGUCUAUAUAACGUUAUAUUCACAGCCGCGCCGCCGAUGGUUAUCGGCCUCUUUGACAGACAGUGUUCGGCCGAAACGAUGAUGAAAUAUCCGGCUCUAUAUAAAACACAUGCAGAUAUGUUUAACGUAAAGCUGUUCUGGACAUGGAUUUUAUCGGGCGUUUGGCACUCGUUGUUACUCUUUUGGUUGACAUACUUCUCGGUUAGUAAUGACACCCUUUGGCAACACGGGAGGGCUGACGGCGGAUAUUUGGUGUUUGGUAAUAUGCUAUUCACUUAUACUGUGAUAACGGUGUGUUUGAAAGCUGGUCUUGAGAUCAAUGCGUGGACUUGGGUGACACACGCGGCCAUUUGGGGGUCGAUUGCGAUGUGGUUUAUAUAUCUGAUGAUAUAUUCGCGAUUCUGGGGUCUGUUUGAGUUGGUUGGGGCCGAUAUGGCCGGAAUCGAUCAAAUGAUCUUCUCGUCCGGUGUGUUCUGGUUUGGGAUCGGAAUCAUUCCAUUGAGUGCUUUACUCGUCGACAUAUCAUAUAAACUGAUUUCGCGGACGUGUUUCAAGACAUUGACGGAUCAGAUAACGGAAAUGGAAUUAGCGAACAGUCCAUCGCAACAGUCGAUGCUCUUAGAGACGGCCCGACUCUUCAAAAACGUGUUUCACGUAAAACGAGACAAAUCUAAAGACGGGCGGAGACGACACCGACAGGAAGUAGAGCUCGACCUCCAACACGGGUACGCCUUCUCACAGGAAGAACACGGAGCCAUCUCUCAGUCAAACGUAAUCAGAUCCUACGACACCACACGAUCCAAACCUUCGGGCAUUUAAGUGCAAAUAACCACUCUUUUAGUCAUAACAGAGACUAUAUUUAACUAUAUAUUUAAGA